Molecule: messenger RNA, 2023 nt
Organism: Helianthus annuus (common sunflower)
Lineage: Eukaryota; Viridiplantae; Streptophyta; Magnoliopsida; Asterales; Asteraceae
Product: cyclic dof factor 1
Exons: 6
Coding region: 492-1859 (455 amino acids)
Biological process (GO): regulation of DNA-templated transcription
Molecular function (GO): DNA binding; DNA-binding transcription factor activity
Source: RefSeq, a predicted model, not a curated record
AAAAUCAACACAUCCCCCAAAUUAUUUCUUUGUCUCAAAACCAAAAACUUCUCACAAAAUCUGCCAGAGAAAGAGGUUACGGUGCAGAGGAGAGAGAGAGAUUGAGGCGGUGGCGGAGGUGGUGGCGGAGACACGCCGGCCUUCUUCCUCAGCUUGCUAGAGUUCUGCUACUGCGUUCAUACCCUCUAUUAUUCGACAGUUAUUACAUUAACAUGUUCUCCCGUUUUAAAACAGUAGGUGGUCCGCGGUGGUCCGCGGUGGUUCACGGUGGAGCUUAGGUUUCCACCAAUCGUCUCUCUUGGCGGCGGCUCUGCCAUUGUUUGCCACAUUAGCGGUGAUGUUGCCGGAAUUAGUCGCCGGUAAACGGUACAUCGUGGGAGGAAACAUGGGCUGGACCACCAAUUACAACUACACUCUUUGGGCCGCAAACCAAACAUUCUACUGUGGUGACUGGCUCUGAAGUCCUACGAGACAGAAGCAGAGUACAGGAGAUGGUUCGGCUAUUUGAUUCAGUAGUUCGUGUCAUAGAUGGAUAUGCUACAGAGCAUGUCUCAAUGAGAGUUGAUUUAGAGUGUUCAGGUAGACGGCAAACAAUUGGCGUUUUCAGUCAUAAAAGACUCUCUAUAUCAGUUGGUUAUUCAACAGCUACAUUUGCUCUUGCUGUUCUUGAGGGCAAUACACAACCGGGCGUAUGGUUUCCAGAAGAGCCGCCGCCGACAACAACCGCCACCUGUCACCACCCAACCAUGACGGAUCCCGGUAUCAUACUCUUUGGCCAGAAGAUUGGCAUGCCGGAAACCACCACUCUUCCGCCCAUCGCCGUCGUGCCGGAAGAUCUUGCAGAGAAACCUUGUUCAUCAUCAGAAAGACUCUUUACACCACAUGAAAAUGAUGAAUUGGAUGACAAUCCCAAAACUCCUUCAAUAGAUGAAGAUGUUAUGUCAGAAAACCCUCAGUCAACUGAUGGUGAGACCAUGAAUUUGCAACCUGGAAGUUUGAAAAAACCAGACAAGAUUCUACCCUGCCCACGUUGUGACAGCAUGAACACAAAGUUUUGUUACUUCAACAAUUCAAACGUUAACCAGCCUCGCCAUUUUUGCAAAAGCUGUCAGAGAUACUGGACUGCUGGAGGCACUAUGAGAAACAUGCCCGUCGGAGCCGGUCGCAGGAAGAAAAAGGCUCCACCGUCGCAUUGUCGUUACAUUAUUUCUCAAGAAGCUUUUGAAUCAGCAACAACAAAACAUAUUGAGUUUGCUGCUGAUGGCGGAAAUUCACCAAAAGUGCUUUCUUUCGUUCAAAAUCCACCCCAUUUUGGAGCUAGUUUAAGCGGUAAAGAAAACCGAAACGACUGCUCUUCCAAUUCAGUAGCUGAGAAACCGCAAGAAAGCAACGGAUUCCAUUCGGUUCACUGGAUUCCAGGGGGGUCAUGGCCUUAUAACCCAUGGAACACACCUAUACCGAUUCAAUUUCCAUCAAUUUGCCCUCCGAUUCCAGUAUACCCUUCACCUUACUGGAACACUGUUUCUUGGUUACCUCCAUCCGGUUCAAUUUUGGGAAAACGUUCAUCAGAUGACGAACCAAUAACACCAAACGGGUCAAACGAAGAGUCAAAGAAACAGAGGAAUACGGUCCUGAUUCCGAAGACGCUUAGAAUAGACGAUCCAGAUGAAGCUGCAAAGAGUUCGAUAUGGGCAACACUUGGAAUCAAGAACGAACACAGCGGAAGAAGUGAUCUAUUCAAGGCGUUUCAAUCAAAAGGCGAUGAAAAGAAGAAAACUACAGCCACCGAACCGUGCCCAGUGUUACAGGCGAAUCCUGCUGCUUUGUCUAGAUCAGUUUGCUUUCAAGAAAGGGCCUAAAGUAGCUAUAAGCUUAAAAAAGGCACUGUAAAUACAAUGUAAGAAAUAGCGAAUUACAGGACUAAUAGUGUUUCUUUUGUAUAGUUUUAGAUGUCCAGAUUUUUGUAAACUUUCUGCAAUUACUUUCCUGCAAUAACAGUUGUCGUAGCUACCAUUAACGUUAA